AUUAAAAAAUAAAAAAGUUACAGCCAUUUUCCCUCAGUGUCUAAUUCCUUUCGUAAUCUGAUAACGAAUCUAAAUGUAACGAAUUCGGAAAUUUACCCCUUUUACCACCUGUGGAUCAAAGAGCUGAGAUCAACUGGUAUCUACUCAUACGAAAAAUAUCGGAUAACAAAAGAUUAUCUAUAUAAAUUACCACACAUGGAAAGCCUAAAUUCGUUAUUAUUUUCCUAUUUCAUACGAUGAUGAAAAUCCGUAUCCGUCAGGUGAACCCACACAUUGUGUGUUCACUAUGUGCAGGCUAUUUCAUAGAUGCUACCACUAUCACAGAAUGCCUUCAUACAUUUUGUAAAAGCUGCAUUGUUAAGUAUCUUCAAAGUAGCAAAUGUUGUCCUCAUUGUAAUAUGAAAAUUCAUGAAACCCAGCCUUUGGCAAACUUGAGGGCUGACCGGACAUUACAGGAUAUUGUCUAUAAGUUAGUGCCUGGACUCUUUGAAAAUGAAGAGAAGAGAAGGGAAGAAUUUUAUAACUCCCGUGGCCUUGGAAAUGAAAAGAAAGAUGGAGAUGAAAAUACUCUAUUGAAACCAUCAACAAUUAUAAACCACCCUGAUGGACACCAAUAUAGAUUUGAUGAACAAAUUUGUCUCUGUUUAGAGCGAUAUGGACCUCAGUCAAUUCAGAAUGGCUCCUAUCAGCUACGGCCACUUGAGAAGAAAUUUGUCCGUUGUUCUAUCCGUGUAUUAGUGUCACAGGUCAAAGGUCUUUUGCGGAAAAAACUCUCCUUGCCUGAAUAUUUGGAUUUGGAUGUAUUAUGUCAAGAGGAAAAGUUAAUGGAAGAGAUGAGCAUGAAGCAAUUGUUUCUGAUGCAUUGGUUUCAGAAGGAUUCCCCCAUGGUAUUAUUUUAUCGGUUAAAACAACGUUACAAUACAUCUACUGAAUGCAGCUCGUGAAAUAGAUGAAGCAAUUUACAAAUGAAAUAUUAAUUGCUAAAGAACAUUCCUGCUUGAUUGUUGGACUACAUAAAUUACAAAUUAGAAACUCAUUUUAUUUGAGAAAAAAAAAAAUGAAAAAAGAGGUAAGGCAAAAAUCAAACAUAAGUGAAGUGUUAGACAAAAUACCUUAUGGUAGUUGGUUAAGUCCCUUCCCUGUAUGUUUUGAGCUCAAAUCCUGCCGGGGUCAACAUUUGCUUUCCUCCUGUCAAGGUUGAUAAAAUAACUAUGGUGAUUGAUAAUGACCACAGUUGGAAGACCAAAAGAAUGAAGUAAAAUGAAAGAAAGAGAAGAAAAAAAAAUACCCACAACAAUGAGGAAGAACUUUGUAAUAAUUAUCCAAAGAAAUAGAUAUUCUUCAUAAUUCAGAGGAAGCAAGUCAGAGGAUAUAUGCGAAAUAUAUAUACAAGUUUGUGUGUGUGUGUGUGUGUGUGAGAGAGAGAGAGAGAGAGAGUGUGUUUCUACUUGUGUAUUGGUAAAUGUGUGGAUAUAUAUAUAUAUAUAUACAUACACACACACAAAUGAUGUGUUGUUUGUAUGUAUAUGCAUAUGUUAAAAUUCAAAAAUAUACUAAGUCAUAAAGAAUGAGAAAGAAAACACCAUAUUGGUUGUGGUGAGCAGGCUUGCAUAUUUGGCUGAUAUUUGAGGUAUGUAUAGUAGUUCAAUCCCCACUUGAUGCAUUUAUCUUUUAUUCUCAUUAAUGAUUUUAUAUUAUUGAUUGUCUUAUUUGCAUGUAUAUACUUGUAUAUAAUUCAAAGAACUUUGUUCUUUAAUACAACAUUCUUCAUUUUUUUCAUUCAUACAUGUAUCAUCUUCAUAUAUCUUGCAACAUCUGACUGUUAUAUAGUGCAAGGGCAUACCUGCACACACGUUCACACAGACAAGCAUAUAUAGUGUCUCACAAAUGUCUACACACUUUUUAUAUCAUAUUUAUAUAUGAUACUAUAAAGUGUAUAUGCAUUAAGUAAAAUAAAUAUCUUCUAAAGUGUGUAUGAAUUCUUCUGAGACAUAUAUUUAAAUAAAUGUUAAUGUUUUUAAAUUUGUGCAGAUAAUGAAUUAAUGUUUUAAAAUUUAUUACAUUUCUUUUGUAACAAAUGACUUAUUAUUUAAGCUUAAGCUUCUUAAUUUUCAAUUGCAAGGUUAUAAAAUCAACUCAGUCCUUGCUACAGCUAUCUUGUCAUCUUCACAGGCAUGGCAUAUUGGUCUUCUUGCAUUAGCCUGGCUAGCUGGAAAAAAAAAUAGUAUGUUGCUAUUAAAUGAAUGAGUAGCUCAUUUUAGGAAGAACAUGAAGUUAUGAAAAUAGUUAUUCAGUCUUACAAUAUUUAUAUAAAUAUGCAACUAUUCAGAAACAUCUUAACAUGAAAAUAGGGCAAAUGGAUAUCAAAAUGCAUGCAUGUGAUUGUGUGUAUGUAUAUGUUCAUGUGAGUGAAUCUCUCGCACUCAUAUAUGUGUGUGUGUGUAAUAUGUAUGUACAGACAUAAUAUAUCUAUUAUGGAUAGACACACAUGAAAUAGGCAACUAGGCAGCAAAAUUCUUAUUCAUGUUAGCAACAUAUUUAAUCAGUAAGCAUGCACAACUCAGCAGGUAGCCAGUGCUAAUACUUUAUAUGCAACAAACAAGAAGAAUGAACUUUAUAUAUGUGUGUAUGUAUGUAUGUGUGUGUGUGUGUGUGUGUGUAUAUAUAUAUAUAUAUAUAUAUAUAUAUAUAUGUAUAUAUGAAUGUAUUCUGGCCCAUGUGAGCAUGGAAAAGUGGAUGUUAAAAUGAUGAUGGUCUUGAUAAUAAAAGCAACAAAUAGAAAAUAAUAAUGAUAAAGUAAAAUGAAUGUGAUUCUGUUUUAAUAUGGAGCCAUCUGUAGAACAGAAUGACCAACAAUUUCUGUAAAUGUGCAAAUUUGCAAACCACCCUAGAGAAAACAAUAUGUGUUGAAAAAAAUGAAAUAAAUAAACAUUUUAAAAGUUACAUGAAGAUUUAUAAAAUCCUCUGUCAGUCAUGGAAUUAAUUUGUCAUAUAUCAGUGUGACAUGUGCCAUUAUUGGUAAAUGUUAAUACAGCUGAUGUUUAACUUCAGUUUCAUGGCUUUGAGCAGAUGAAAAAAAUGUUUGUCUUGUAUAGGACAAAACAGCAGAUUAGCAUUUUAAUAUGAUCUGGUAUUUAUUUAUUCCUAUCAAGUAGGAUAACUGAGCUGGAUAGAAUUGUGUGUAAAGCUCAAUGAAAUUAGGCCUGCAAAUCAGUAUUUAUAAGCCUGUGGUCUAAUACUAUAUCCACUUGGUCAGCUCUCUUUUCCAAGAAUACAUGAAGAGAAUUUGUGAUACUUAUAUGAACUAAAUUUGGGUGAUUACUGCUGCAGAAAACAAAUGGCUCUUAUGGGUUUUAGAUUUUUGUCCUUUGUCUUUCUCUUAUAUUUGGUUACUUAGGGGAAAUUUUUGGUGUAGAAUUAUUUAAAAAGGAUAAGAUUAUAUCAGAGAAUCUCUUCGAUGCAGAAGAAAUGUUCCAAGAAAUUAUAUCCAGAAGAAUUAAAAUGUGAGGUUAAUCUUAGAAUAUCAAACUAGAAUAUUAUUUUGACAGAAUUAUAUUUCAGGAUUACCUUAAAUAUAAUAUUUAAUCCCAAAAGAAUCAUUGAAUUACAAUAGAAAAUUUUGCUGCCAUAGUUCUGAAGACUUUUCUGAGAAAUUUAUAUUGCAGGAUCUUUAUGUAUGAAUUAUAUUGGAGGAUUAUUCCAGUAUAUGGAGGAUAGUUAACAGUGAAAGAUUAGAUUUAUUUUGGAAGAGUACACUUAAGAUUGAUCCAGUCAAUAGAUGUUAUGUAAUGAAGGAAUAAUUAUCAGAUGGGCAGAGGAUACUAGGGGACGAUAUUUAAGGAUUAAUGUAGUAGAUAAAUGACACAAAAAUACUAAAUUCUGGAGGAUUAGGUUAUGUUUGGUAAGGUACCGGGAGAAUAUAGAUGAGGAUUCACUCAGUAGAUAGAUGAUACUAAAUGCUGGUGGAUUAGAUUAUCUUGGAUAUGGAUGUAGGAUACUGAGGAAAUAGGCUUGAGGAUUAUCGUAGAAUUACUUUAAUAGAUUAUACUGGAAGAUUAAUAUGGGGAAUUCGGGCUGAAAGUUUAUUCUUCACAAAUUAAGUUCCAAGAAUAACUGAGAUCAUCCUCAAAGAAUUGCAGGCGAUUAAGAUGAUGGAAUGUUAGUCUAGGAAAAUCAUUUUGGGAACUUAUUUUUGAUGAAAUAUAAUUAACUUACACAGUAUUUAAUAUUCUACUAUGCUGCUGUUUAAUAGAAAUUAUUCUAUUAACACUCAAUGAAUUUUAAGAAAUGUGAACUUUGUAAUUUCAGUUUUUAGUUGUUUUU
Octopus bimaculoides (California two-spot octopus) is the source of this 4323-nucleotide messenger RNA. RefSeq names its product polycomb group RING finger protein 1. Gene Ontology annotation, cellular component: PRC1 complex. Gene Ontology annotation, biological process: negative regulation of transcription by RNA polymerase II. Lineage: Eukaryota; Metazoa; Mollusca; Cephalopoda; Octopoda; Octopodidae. Gene Ontology annotation, molecular function: promoter-specific chromatin binding. The record is from RefSeq and is a predicted model, not a curated record.